AAAGGACAACGUCCACUGGAAAUUUUAUAAGUCUGGUUUGCAAAUAUGAAAGUGAUUGAUUCGCUAUGCGAUUGUUUGCGGAUUUCCUCGAAAAUUUUGAAGGCUGUCAUUGGUAAAUAGCGCGCGAUGUAUAUUUGUUUGAUUAUGGAUCAUGGAGAUUGUAUAGUGCGCUAGCACUUAAACUGACACCAUCCACCGAUAAAAAAAAUUGGUGCGAUGCAUUAUGCAGUUUGGGCAAGCCUCUACCUCGUUGCUAGUAAUCUCUCAGUCGCAAUUGCGUUUUGUGGAUUUUUUUCAAAAGCGCCCCAAUAUGAAUUCCACUGAUCGUGGACAGACUGGGAGUGGGGAUCGCCACAGAGACCACGUCAAACACGAAUGCGGUGUCUUAUGUUUCCGCCCGCCAUGUCUGCAGCGUCUCAACAAUAUGAAGAUUUUCAUGGUGUGUUUCACGUUGCUGGGAUUAUUUCACGGGAUGAGCAACAGCUAUUUCAGUUCCGUCAUUCCCAGCAUUGAAAAACGAUUCAACCUUAGUUCCAAAAUGAUGGGCCUGAUUCUGUCCAUCAACGAUGUGGGUCACGUGCUGGUGGCCUUGUUGGUGGGCCAUUUCGGCGGUCGGGGACAUCGGCCGCGCUGGAUCGCAUUGGGAUCUUUCAUACUGGGCGUGGCACUCAUGUUGUUUGCCUUACCGGAACUGGUCACACCGCGAACCGAUUCCGAUAUGCUGGUGACUCACACCGCCGGGAAGGGAUCAAAAUUUCGCGAACAGUUCUGCACGGCAGCUGUGGUGCUGAACGAAACGGACGGCGACGAAGAGCCGGUGCAAUGCACAACCGAGUAUACCUCGGAUGGGAUACUGCCACCACUGAUUUUCUGUGUGGCACAGUUCCUUCUGGGCAUCGGCGCCACCACACCGUGGGUGCUGGGAUUACCGUUUAUUGACGAUAAUGUACGGAAUAAAAAUUCCGCCCUAUAUUUCGGUCUGUCAUUUUCUGGGCGUCUAGUCGGACCACUUCUGGGGUUUGCACUUGGUGCACUAUGCAAUUCUCUAUACGUGGAUUUGAGCAUCCCGGAAUUUGCUGCCACUGAUCCACGCUGGAUAUCGGCAUGGUAUCUGGGGUUCCUCGUAACCGGAUUAGGCAUGUGCAUAGCCACUCUGACCAUGAUGUGUUUCCCGGCCAGUGUGCCAGAAUCGAAUGGAAAAACCGCCGAAGACGGUGUUGUCAAUACGAAUAAAGCCACCCUAACGGAGAAACCGGUAACAAUAAAAGAUCUACCACGGAAUUUAAAGAAAAUUGUUGUGAAUGCCCCAUUAAUGGCCCGCAUUGUGUGCAAGGUGCUAGCUGCUUUGAUUAUUUCCGGAUACUUCAAUUUCCUGCCAAAAUUUUUGGCGGCACAGUAUCAUCUGGGUCCGCGUACGGCUAGUAUCGCUAGCGGUCUCUCAGGAGUAAUGGCGGCUGCAGUGGGAAUUAUUGCUGGAAGUAUUGUCAUCAAACGGUAUCGUCUCCAGCCCAAGCAUAUCUCGUUAAUGCUUAUCCUGUCUGCAGUGGCGUUUUCUGCUGCACAUUUCAUUGCCAUUGGUUUAUCAUGUGAUCAGGUCCAGUUAGUUGGAAACUGGGAUGUCGCAGUGAGUAACAGCGAUGAUGCUUCUGAAGCGAAUAUCUGCCGGACGUCCUGCGGCUGUAAUCGUAAGGAUUUUGCUCCGGUGUGUCACACCGCGACGCACGAGAGUUAUUUUUCACCGUGUCACGCUGGGUGUUCCGGGGUGACGUACCAGGACAGUGGGGUUAAGCAAUACGCAAACUGCAAGUGUGCCGCCGCCGACACCCAUGACCUUGAGCCGUAUAACUUCACGCUUGUACAACAACCGUCGGGCUUUACAACCGGCUUCUGCAAGAACACUUGUGUUAACUUCUACAUUUACGUAACAGUCAUGUUUCUGUUGAAAGCCAUCGCAAGUUUCCCUUUGUCCGGGACGAUUAUGCUGACCUUUCGGCUUGUGGAGCCGGAACUUAAAUCCAUGGCUAAUGCAGUUUCUGCACUAAUGAUGUCAGCAUUUGGAUAUUUUCCUGCACCGAUUCUUAUGGGAACCAUCAUUGAUUCCACAUGUGUAUUAUGGAAAGAGCGGGCUUGUGGCGAGAAGGGAUCGUGUCUGCUCUACGACACGGAUAAAUUUCGCUUUCGUAUGCAUUUAGCGGUGGCCUGCUGCAAGCUUUUGGUGUUAUUUCUUGAAAUCUACGUGUUUUUCAAAGUCAAAGAUUUAAAGUUCGAGGACGCAGCUGAUAGCGAAAAAGAUGCGCCGGUGACCCAGCCAGACCUGGAGAUGGAGGCCGCGGUCACGGCGGAACCGCAACCCGUUGAACCGCCGGUCGUUGUCAGAUAGCCGGAUAGACACCGCACUGUGCGCGUUGCAGGUUUACAGUAUUAUGUAACCCCUGGAUGAAUUGCGGGUGGCAUUCCUUGCUAGCAUAUUUCAAAAUUUUUCGGGAAGCAUUCGAAUUUGACGUUCCUACUUCCUCCAUUCGACUGGGAAAAUUGGGAUGGUGAUUGUUAAAAACUGCCUGUGACUGCUCUUUUCAGAUUCUCUGUUUCUGAAUUGCAGUGCAAUCAGUUUACCGGUGCCAUUUAUAGUAAUCCAGUGAAGACAAUGAACUCUUUGUUGUACUUCUUGUUAUAUUUUGUACGUUGGUUUUGUACCUGUUUUUUUGGUUUAUUUUGCUGUAGUUAGUGUUUCAGAA
This is a messenger RNA of Paramacrobiotus metropolitanus, 2735 nucleotides long. Its product is annotated as solute carrier organic anion transporter family member 74D-like. Gene Ontology annotation, molecular function: protein binding. Gene Ontology annotation, biological process: sodium-independent organic anion transport; transmembrane transport. Lineage: Eukaryota; Metazoa; Tardigrada; Eutardigrada; Parachela; Macrobiotidae. Gene Ontology annotation, cellular component: membrane. The transcript has 13 exons. Bases 224 to 2380 code for a protein of 718 amino acids. The record is from RefSeq and is a predicted model, not a curated record.